Molecule: messenger RNA, 1707 nt
Organism: Enhydra lutris kenyoni (northern sea otter)
Lineage: Eukaryota; Metazoa; Chordata; Mammalia; Carnivora; Mustelidae
Product: zinc finger protein 157
Exons: 5
Coding region: 1-1707 (568 amino acids)
Biological process (GO): negative regulation of transcription by RNA polymerase II
Molecular function (GO): DNA-binding transcription repressor activity, RNA polymerase II-specific
Source: RefSeq, a predicted model, not a curated record
AUGAAUUUAGAUCAAGAGUGCAACAAGGUGUUGGUAGAGUUGAAAAAGAUCCAGAAACCAGUUCCAAAGACCAACUCCUCCCGGAAGCUUGCCCUGAACAACGCCCCCCGCCCCCUCCUUCGGUGGAACAGCCCACUGUACGGAAUUGGCGCUAAGAUGGCGGCCUCCAUGGAGGAAAGCCUCGGCACAGCCAUGUUCCUCGCCCAACAACGCCACUCGUGGACAAAGUCCCUGCAGAUCCGUAACUGCACCUUGCUCAGAGGAUCUGUGUCAUUUGAGGACGUGGCUGUGGAUUUUACCCGACAGGAAUGGCACAGCCUGGACCCCGCUCAGAGGACCAUGCACAAGGAUGUCAUGUUGGAGAACUACAGCAACCUGGCAUCUGUGGGCCUCUGCGUGGCCAAACCAGAGAUGAUCUUCAAGUUGGAGCGAGGAGAAGAGCUGUGGAUAUUAGAGGAGGAAUCCCCAGGCCCUGGUUACCCAGGAUCUCUCUCACUGCUGUGUGACAACAGUUCUGUUGAGGGUAAUGCCCUCGGGCAUGAUUAUGACCUCCGGCAUCAGAAGAUUCAAACGUUGGACCAAGCUGUUGAAUAUAAUGGAUACGGGAAAAUCUUCUACAAGAAAACAGGCUUUGUUGGUCCUAAAAAGGCACACACAGGGGUAAAAAACUUUGGAUGUCACGAAUGUGGGAAAGCUUACUGCCGGAAAUCAAACCUUAUUGAACAUCUGAGAAUACACACAGGGGAGAGACCUUAUGAAUGCACAGAAUGUGCAAAGACCUUUAGUGCAAGGUCAUACCUCAUUGCUCAUCAGAAAACUCACACAGGGGAGAAACCCUUUGAAUGUAACGAAUGUAGGAAAUCUUUUGGCAGGAAGUCACAACUCAUUCUACAUCAGAGAACGCACACAGGAGAGAGACCCUAUGAAUGUACCGAAUGUGGGAAAACCUUUUCUGAGAAGGCAACCCUCAUGAUUCACCAGAGAACUCACACAGGAGAGAAGCCCUACGAGUGUAGUGAAUGUGGAAAGACAUUUCGAGUUAAGAUAUCCCUUACCCAGCACCAGAGAACUCACACAGGGGAGAAACCAUACGAAUGUGGGGACUGUGGGAAGAACUUCCGUGCAAAGAAAUCCCUAAACCAGCAUCAAAGAAUUCACACAGGCGAGAAACCCUAUAAAUGUGGUGAAUGUGGGAAAUUCUUCAGAAUGAAAAUGACUCUCAAUAAUCAUCAGAGGACUCACACAGGUGAAAAACCCUAUCAGUGCAAUGAAUGUGGGAAGUCUUUCAGGGUACACUCAUCUCUUGGGAUACAUCAGCGAAUUCACACAGGAGAGAAACCUUAUGAGUGUAAUAAAUGUGGUAAUGCCUUCUACGUAAAAGCACGCCUCAUUGAACACCAGAGGAUGCAUUCAGGAGAGAAGCCCUAUGAAUGUAGCGAAUGCGGAAAAAUCUUCAGUAUGAAGAAAUCCCUUUGUCAACACCAGAGAACUCACACGGGAGAGAAACCCUACGAAUGUAGCGAAUGCGGAAAUGCCUUCUACGUGAAAGUACGCCUCAUUGAACAUCAGCGAAUUCACACAGGAGAGAGACCCUUUGAAUGUCGGGAAUGUGGGAAAGCCUUUUGCCGGAAAGCACACCUCACAGAACAUCAGAGAAUCCACGUAGGCCGGCCCUUGCCUUGUACAAUGGAGAAAGCUUCUUCGUGA